ACAUUUGGUACAGUAAGGGGCGCUCGUGUAUCAGUUCAAAUCCAGACUUCGACUCCCUCGAGUUGAACUCAUAAGUAAACCCAAAUCCCGAAGGAAGAACGACAACAUGGCAGGACGCGACAGGAUUGUGCAUUUGCUCAGGCAACUUGAAAAAGCAGCGUGCAGAUGCCCUGCCCAUUCUCAUACAUUCCAUCAAGCUUCAGGACAUGACUGUGGAAGAAAAACAGAUUAUGCAUUUGAGAUGGCGAGCUCAAACAUUAGAUAUGGAGAGGGUGUCACACGGGAAAUUGGUAUGGAUCUUCAGAACAUGGGAGCUCGUAACGUGUGUCUUAUGACGGACAAUAAUCUGUCUCGGCUCUCUCCUGUCGAGGCCGUGUUGGAGUCUCUAGUUCAGAACGGGGUUAACUACAAAGUUUAUGACAAUGUUCGGGUGGAGCCAACAGACUCCAGCUUCAAGGAGGCCAUAGCUUUUGCGAAGAAAGAAACGUUUGACAUUUACGUUGCUGUGGGUGGAGGCUCAGUGAUUGACACCUGUAAAGCUGCCAACCUGUAUGCCUGCCAUCCCGAUGCGGAUUUUCUAGACUUUGUCAAUGCGCCUAUAGGGAAGGCAAAGCCUAUUACAGGUGUUCUCAAGCCCCUGAUCGCAGUUCCCACAACAGCAGGAACUGGCAGUGAGACAACAGGUGUUGCGAUCUUCGACUUCGAAAAGCUGAAAGCAAAAACUGGCAUCGCCAGCCGAGCCAUUAAGCCGACUCUUGGAAUAGUGGAUCCUCUCCACACUCUGCAUAUGCCCGAGAGGGUGGCUGCCAACAGUGGUUUUGAUGUGCUAUGCCAUGCCCUGGAGUCCUACACGGCUCUUCCCUACAACAUGCGCAGCCCCUGCCCUCCCAACCCCAUCAACCGGCCGGCCUACCAGGGCAGUAACCCCAUUAGUGAUGUCUGGUCCAGACAUGCUCUGAAUGUAGUGGCCAAGUACAUGAAACGGGCGGUGAACGAUGCUGAGGAUGUAAAGGCCAGAUCCAGCAUGCAUCUUGCCAGUGUGUUUGCCGGGAUCGGGUUUGGAAAUGCUGGGGUCCACCUAUGCCACGGUAUGUCUUAUCCUAUUGCUGGAAAUGUGAAGACUUACAUGGCUAAGGGCUACAAUGUGGAUCACCCUGUAGUGCCUCAUGGUCUGUCCGUGGUUCUGACCUCUCCUGCUGUCUUUGCCUUCACUGCCAGUAUGUGUCCAGAGCGCCACCUGGAGGCAGCAGAGAUACUUGGGGCUGACGUGAGCAACACCAAGAGGGAGGACGCUGGGCUGCUCCUGGCCGACACCCUGAGACAGUUCCUCUAUGACCUGAAGGUAGAGGACGGUCUGAGUGCUGUCGGCUACACCAAGGAUGACAUACCUGACCUAGUGAGAGGAACAAUACCUCAGGAAAGGGUGACCAAGCUGUCUCCUAGGGAACACACAGAGGAAGAUUUGACUAAUUUGUUUGAGGCCUCCCUGAAGCUGUACUAAGACGGGCUCUCUUAUGCGUCAUCACCCACUCUCAUACUGUACCUGUGUGAGAUGAUGAGAGCCCAAAGGACUCUGUGCUAUUCCCUAUACAGCACACUACUUUUAACCAGGACCCAUAGGGCUCUGGUUAAACAUUGGGCACUAUAUAGGGAAUAGGGUGCCAUUUGAGACGUAGCCUCCCAUCGGUUUGCCAUCCCAUCCUCCUUUUAUUGAUAGAUACAAUUAAAUGAUAAUGUUCCUUAUUUGAUUAUACAGUAUAUUACCCCGAUUUCAAAUGUUGGUUUUGAUUUGUAGUUACUACAAUAUAGUAUACCGUUGCUGUCAUGUUCCCCUCCCCAUUAAUUUGAGAAUAGACUACUGGUCUGGAGUGGACUACAUUGUUAUGACAGUGUUGCGUCAUUCUUAGAAGUGUACUAUUUUUUAAAAUCUAGUUUCCAGAUUACUCAGGUUAACUGUUAUGUAAAGUGUGCCCUAAUGCUAAGAAAGUCUGAUCUGGCUGCUUUCAAGUAGGUUAACCCAGGAGAGCACACUAGGAGAGCUUUUAAGGUCCAUUGAGAGAAAGAGAGCCAAGUUAAGGUAUCAAUAUGAUACAGAAUAUCAUUGUAUCCCAAAUGGCAUCCUAUUCACUUUUGGUCAAAACUGGUGCACUAUAUAGGGAAUAGGGUGCAAUGAUACCUAUCCUUAUUAAUGAUAGAUUCUGUAUAUUGACAUGGAAAUAGAGUUACGCUAAAUCCUCGUUACCGUUAGGUCUUGAUGUAAAGCAGGACAUAACUCCUUUCUCUGGAGUUUUUCCUAGCCAACAUGCUUCUACACCUGCAUUGCUUGCUGUUUGGGGUUUUAGGCUGGGUUUCUGUACAGCACUUAGAUAUCAGCUGAUGUACGAAGGGCUAUAUAAAUACAUUUGAUUUGAUAACUGGAUGUCAAAAUAAAUGCAUUUUAGGAUCCAUAAUCAUUUAUAUUCAAAAUGUACAUGACUCUGAUCCCUUAAAAUCAUGAAAUCAUUUUAGUUUCUGUUUUCUUUGCUUGUCUUGGCAAUGUUUCUACUUUUUUCACUCCUGUUCAUAUAUGCAUAUGUCACAUUUUAUUUUUUCUGAAUAAGAAAAUAAGAAUUUCAAUAAAUUAAGUAUUGAAAUUUAA
Oncorhynchus kisutch (coho salmon) is the source of this 2638-nucleotide messenger RNA. RefSeq names its product alcohol dehydrogenase iron containing 1 (gene adhfe1). The record is from RefSeq and is a predicted model, not a curated record. Gene Ontology annotation, cellular component: mitochondrion. NCBI's taxonomy places the organism in Eukaryota, Metazoa, Chordata, Actinopteri, Salmoniformes, Salmonidae. The coding region runs from base 107 to 1501 and encodes 464 amino acids. The transcript is spliced from 14 exons. Gene Ontology annotation, molecular function: alcohol dehydrogenase (NAD+) activity; metal ion binding.